AGGGACUAAUAUACACGAUUUCCUCUUGGGGAAACUGAAAUUACUACGCAAACGCAGCCAGAACUCUGGUAAACGUAAUAAAGCAACACACUAUCAGCGGUUAUAAUAUAAUAUUAUCAAUCACAAUAAUUUCUUUUAUUAUUGUUUCGUUGUGUUGGUGAAUACGGGAUUCUAUAAAGUGUUAUCACUAAAAAGUAAUCGACUACAUAUUUGAUUUUUGAUUAUCUUAUUGGAGUGCCGAAGGAUUGGAUAUAUCAUUCACGUGGAAUAGUACCGUAAAACUCUCAAAAUAGAUGAUUGUCGGCGGCAAGCUCUCUAGUUCUCUUAUGCGGAUUUUCCUCAAUCUCUAAAGUUACGGUUUGCGGUUACAUUUUAUUAAUAACGAAAAAUGAACAGCGGUGAUGAGGAACAACUGAGAAGGUUACCAGAAGUUGAGAAGAUUCAAGUGUACGGGGUAAGAUGGUUAGUAUUGGGACUAUUCGUUUUAUAUUCUGCAAUAAAUGCCAUGCAAUGGAUUCAAUUUUCUAUAAUAAAUGAUGUUAUUGUCAAGUAUUAUGGAGUGUCUUCUAUGUGGGUGGAUUGGACUUCCAUGAUUUAUAUGGUUUUAUAUAUUCCGUUUGUUUUUCCUGCUAGCUAUUUAUUGGAAAAAUUGGGUCUUCGUAAAGCUGUGAUAAUAGGUAUGUUAGGAACCUGUAUUGGCUCUUGGAUAAAAGUGGGAGCAGUAAGUCAAGAUAGAUUUUAUAUAGCAUUCCUAGGACAAACUGUUGUUGGAUUUUCACAAAUUUUUGUACUGUCUGUACCUGCUAGAUUAGCUGCUGUAUGGUUUGGACCAUCACAAGUUUCAUCCGCGUGUAGUAUUGGAGUAUUCGGAAAUCAGUUGGGUGUAGCUCUUGGUUUUCUCCUUCCGCCAAUAUUUGUGAGUUCAGAUUUAACUAUUGACGAAAUGACACAUCAAUUCUAUGUUAUGUAUAUAUCAGUGGCAGCUUUCACAACCGUCCUUUUAUUGGCUAUUCUUUUAUUAUUCAAAGAUAAACCACCGAUACCUCCAUCGCAUGCUGCACUCCAACAAGAUUCAGAUGAUGGUGGUUUCAUGGACUCGCUAAAAACUUUGUUGAAGAAUAGAUCUUUCAUGUUGUUGCUGAUGGCGUAUGGAAUUAACGUUGGAGCUUUUUACGCAAUAUCUACACUGCUCAAUCAAAUUGUGUUAAGUUAUUAUCCCAAUGCUUCAACAGAUGCCGGCAGGAUUGGUUUGGUUAUAGUUGUGGCAGGCAUGAUGGGAUCAGUGUGUUGUGGGAUUGUCCUUGACAAAUAUCACAAAUUUAAGGAAACCACCCUUAUUGUAUAUGGCUUCACACUGAUUAGUAUGGUAUUAUAUACAUUUACAAUAUCCAAAGGGAUAUUGGUAGUUUAUGCUAUGUCAGCAUUACUUGGAUUCUUCAUGACAGGCUUACUUCCAGUAGGCUUCGAAUUAGCAGCAGAACUGACGUAUCCAACUCCCGAAGGCACUUCUGCGGGUCUUCUCAACUGCGCAUGUAACGCGCUGGGUAUAAUUUUUACCAACAUUUAUUCUUUAAUUUUUAAUCAUGUUAACGAUGUUUGGGCAAAUAUAGCUACAUGUUUAGCUUUAGGAAUAGGAACUAUUUUAUUGGCUUAUACAAAAUCAGAUCUCAAACGACAAGCAGCUCAAAUUGAAAAGAAUGGUAUUUAAACUUUUUCUGUUAGUGAAAUAUGAAUUUUAAAAAAAAAUUAUCACGGUAUAGAAAAUUCUGCUGGCAGUAUAUUGACAAUGAAAAUUUAUCAAGAAUUUUUUAUUUAUUCCAAGAAAACGGGACACUCAAUUAAUUGUGCUCCAAAUGUUAUAAGACAGUGUCUAAGUUAUAGUCGAUUAUAUUUUUGAUUUACAUUGAUUUACGUCUAUAGAAACACUUUACUAACAAUUAAUAUUGGAUGUUCAAAAAAGACAAUAAAUUGGAAGACUUUGCUAUCGUAUUUUUUCUAAAGAAUGUAUUAGACUUGACUUUUUAUUCUCUGUCAACUGAUUAGACUCAGUUAUCCUUUUUUAGUACUAUUUGAUAACAUUGAAAACAUUGAUUGUAUUCAAUAUUCAGUAUUUUGGCUGAACUUACUUUCCAAACUGUUUUAUAUUUUCUUUGAAAUUAAAAUGGUUUCCCUUUCUUACAUUUACUACAUAUUUAAAAGGAUUUACUUCUCUUUUGAACUAUAACGUUUUCUGUAAAAAAACCAAAAAUAUUCUGAAUUUUCUCCAAUCAAUUCUCUUUAAAUUCUGCGGUAUCUACACGUUUCAUAUGGAAUGCACAAUAUUUCAAAAGAUCCGCCAGUUUUUCCUUCGCAAUUUCAGAUAAAUUUUCUGGAUAUACAACCAAAGUGCCACAUUUUGAAAAAUGUAACGAAAAUUUUCUAAAUUCGUAAAAUUCGCGGAUUUCAUUGUUUUAUUUGAAUAUAUAUCAUGGAAAGAUGUGGAGAAGUACACAAUAAUAAUAGGAUUAUCUUUAUAUCUAUAGGGGUCUUGAAGUGAAGGUUUGUCUUUAUUUAUUUCGAUGGAUUAUAAAAUUGGAUAUAAAUUAAAUGACUGUCAAAUGAAGAAUAUGUGGAAAAAAGCAUUCCAUAUUGCAUAAUGGUAAAUUGGUAGAAGAGAAAGUGAAUCGAGAUUUUAGUAGCUAGAAAACGUAAAGAAAACGGCUUAAAUGAGGUUAUAUUAUAGUAUGACUUCUCAGAAACAUGAGCCAGUCGAUUACUCAUAUUAUUAUUAUGAACCGUACAUCCACCAAUCCUCAUUGUAGCUCAAAUUAUUAGAGCUUUCAUAAAAUAAUGAAUGAUUGACUCGAAUACUUAGAGUCUGCUAAAAAACUGAGCUCUGUCUUCACGCUCUACUAGCAUACACGUGGAAAAAUUAAAUUUGCAAAUAUAAAUUCAACUACUUUUAUCACAAAUAGGUGACACAUCCAGCAAAGUUUUCUAUAUCUUGAUCAUUACUUUUGGUAAUGACCAAAAAAAGAACGAGAAACAUUUGUAAAUGUGUGAAAAAUAUAUUUUCAACACAUUCGCUACCCAGUGGACAUAUUUUUAAUUUACCAAGAAAGACUUACUCUUAUAAGUUCAUAGGUCGAUUAUGUAUUGUAUAAAUUAUAUGGACACAGUUUUUGUUAAUUUAAACGUCCAUCUUAUAUUGCUCUAGCGCGUGAUUGAAAAUUAACAAAAUAGAUUGGUUAUGUGUUAAUAAAUGUCGUCUUUAGCUUACCAGGUGUGUAAAUCCUCCUGAUUGUGAAUGAUCUAAAUGACAUUGAGUAUGGAAAAAUAAAAACGAUUCGACAGUGGAUUAACAUUCCGAUUUAACUAGAGAGGACAUAUCUGACGCAUGGCUUAUUCGUCUGUGAUUGGGAUUAGAAAUAUAGCAAAUAAGUUUUUUCACCAAAAAACUUUAAUUGCCAUGUCAGAGGUCAUUAAGAGCUAAUAAAACAGCAAAAGAAAUGACCGAGCCUAUACAAUACUGGAAACCCCUCUUGUUAAGGCAUUUUGUAAAGUUUGCUGUGUUCUAAAUUUUUUUGUAAAACUUAUUCUUUCUUCAUCUUAGUUGGUAGCGAAAGUGUUAAUGUUUAUUUCUAGUCUACUAUACAGGAUGUCCUUUGUUGUUUUGACAGUCCAAUUUCUCGCAAAUUGUUAACUUGAUAUGACUUAAAUUUGGAUGCUUAUAUUUAUUAUGAAAAGACUCGACAGUUAUCAUCACAUUGACGUAUAGGUGCUCAAAAAUGUCUCGUUGCAGUUUCGAGACUAGUUACUUGACUAAUAAUUUAUGUUUAUCAGUGGUUACAUUUUCGAUUAAACUCUCGAUGAAAUUGAUAUUGUUUUUUAACAAUGCACGAAGAAAAUAAUUUUUGAAUCAUAGUCUAUCACAAACAGUGCAUGCAAUAUCAAAUGGACUAUUCUGAGGCCUACUUUACUACUACAUGGAAGUACCGGAAAAUUUGAGGCAAAGAAAAAAAAUUAUUUUAAAAGAAAAAUAGUUUGUUUUCCACUAUAGUUAGAUGAAGUUAAUUCAAGAACUGUCAUUAAUUAUUAGUGUUUGUAAAGCCUCAUAAUUUUAUGAAUAUAAAAUGAGACAUGCACGUCAAAAAUGAUUGUAGGUACAUUAAAACUUUCCUUAUUUCAAUUUUUAAUGUUUAAGUACUGAGGAUGAAAAACUCUAUUAUAGUCUAAGCAUGCGACCAAGCAAGACAAAAGCUGAUUUUACUUAAAUAUACGUAAUGCUUUAUCGAACUCUAUAUACCUCUAUGAAAGUGAGCAUUCACCUGUUUGCUGUAAUUUUUAUAAAUUUAAAAAAUAUGUGUUUGGUUUGUAGAGAGCGACAAUUCUCUAUUUUGGUUACAAUACAAAAUUUAUACAAUCGCGUAUGGAACAGUUAAUUUGUUCAAAUAUUGAUUUUAAUUUUUACUAUCUAAGAUGAUCCAAGAUAAGUUGUUUGUACAAUUAUUGAUAUUUAUUUAGUUUGCUCCUCCUGCUUGAAGGCUUUUUAUACGUUGAUUUUAUUGGAAUUGUAAUUCUCUAUUUUUCAUCCCUCGACGAUUGCUGAGGACUUCCAUCCUCCAUGUUGUUUUACUUACAGAGUAUCCGCGCAAGAAAAACUGACAUCUUUUCAUCACAAAUAUAAGCAUCUGAAGUGGUGAUUUUUUCAUUUUUAUGAAAUGAAUUGUCAAACACAUAGUAGGACUAUGAAAAGUGAAUAAUUGUCAUACUCAUAUUCUGAUUUAUAGUAUGACGAAUUUUGUUGGAAUAGAUUUGAUAUAUCGACGUCUUCCAGUAUCUAUUAGAUUUUAUAAUUGUUAUACAAGUAUGUGAUUGACAAAAUAAAUUUAAUUUAUAUUUACAUAUCGUAGAAAUUUUAUUAAUUGUGAAUUGACCGAUUUCAUAUAAUGAAUUUAAUGUAAGUUAUUGGAUUAGAAAAAAUAUUUUGGGAAUGAUUUAUGUUUUAUUCAAUAAAAAUUGAUGAUAUUCAUUUUGUUUUCCAAAAUUUGCUUUGCUUUUUGUAUUACUAAAACCAUUCUAAUUCAUACGAAACCUGCGUAUGAUGCAGAUUGUUAAUGAAAUGUGCAUCACUUCAAAAUUAAUUUUCAAUCUUUUGGCAAUACGUGAUGUAAUUUUCCAACUUACAGUAGACCAUACUCCUUGAUUACUCGCAUUUAUUUGAUCGUUUUCAAUUUCCUGAAUUUUUGUAAAUAUUCUAGUCUACAGCUCUUUCCUAUUCUCAGUCUCGUAAACUGAAAUCCAGUCCAUAAUGAAAAUUUGGUACUUGAUAUUUAUAAUUUUUAUUCACACAGGACUAUUUCGGUUAAACUUUUUUUGUUAAUAACUACUAGUAAAUUCCAUUAUUAGUUAUCACUCUUCUGCUUUGGGGGCGCUACAAAACAGGCAGGAAAAUUAUUAAUACCAAAUGAGCGGAAUAACUACGAGGGUAACACACAUAGUACAAACAUCGACUAUUCCUGUCUUCAUCUGGUUGCGUUUAUCUUUUAUUGUAUUUGUUUUCAUUAUUUUCGUGAAAUAAAAAUCAGAACUAUUUUAAAUUUUGAGUAAAAAUGUCGAGGGAAAUUUUGUUUAUUAUAUUUUUAAAAUUCAUAUCUCAUCAUGAACGAUGAGUUAAAGUCCAGGUAAGCUGGGAUUUUGCACUAAUGUGAUUUUAAGCAAAGUGAAAAUCUACCACAAUAAUAUUUUUUAAUAAAAAUCAUUUUUCAAAUGUUUUUUCUUUCUAUAAUAUGUAAUAGUUUAUAAAUUUUAAUGACAAACGACAAUAAAUAUAUACUGUAUUUUCUGGUUAUUUAUAAAAUGAAAUGUUUAAAUAUUUAUUGAAAUUCUUUAUAUUUUAAACAAUGUGCGAAUGUUAUACAAUAAUAUAGUAUUAAGUAUACACAUCUCCACGGGAGCACUAGUAAAUAUUUGUUUUAGAAUGGCUCUGAGCCAAAUGAAGUUAUAUGUGGAAAGAUAUUUAUUUUUUUAUUUAUAAUUAGUUGUAUGUAUCCAUUGUAUCCUGAUUUUGUUUGUAUGAAGCCUAUUGUUGAAUUAAUGAUAUUGUAGUCAAAAGUUCUAGAAGUUCAAUGUAGUGUUCAAUUCAAUGUAUUACUAGUACAAAAUGUCUUUUUUUAGAAAUAUAACGUACCGAAUUUGAAACUUUUGUCGAUAUUAUUGACAAUAAAAUUUUUAAAACAUAGAAAAAUUCUACAUGUUUUUAAUUGGACGGUAUUAUGCAGAAAAAUUCUCUUAAAAAGCUUUCUAAUCAUUGUAGAAACCAUACAAUAUAUUUUACUAUAAAUCUUUAUCAGUGUAGAAGAUAAAAUAUAUUAUGGCUGGGAAACAGAACUUUCUAUCUUAUCUAUACAUAUAGUUCAUUCUUAAAAUUUUCUUCUAGAAAAUACUUACUUUCGUUGUCGUUAAUUUCCUACCGAGACUUAUCUCUACUUAAUCCACUUUACAUUGUGGAAACUUCUAUAUUCACUACUUAAACAAUGUUUUGUUUGCACCUAAGCGACAUGUGCUUCCAUGACUACAUCAUAUUCAUAUUUGUAUAAAUUUGAAGGGCAUAUAUGAUACGAGUACCUUCAUUAUGUGAAAACAUUUCUUUAUUGUAUUUAUUAGAACCAACUACUAUAAUGAAAAUCAAAGAGUACAUUCUUCCACAUCCUAAGGUGUAGUUGUAUGGUAUGGAAUGGGAAUUGUGAUGAUUAUUAUUAACAUUUUUUUAUUAUAAAAAUGAGUAAAGCGAGUGCAUAAAUUCUAUCAAACAUAUAUCACAUAACUACUCCAUUAAGGUUUUCUCUAGAAUCAGAAUUCUCACAAUCUUAUUGGUUUUAUUUAAAAAUUUUGCUUACUUGGAGAAUUCCUCUUAACAGUUCAACUAUAACUAUAAUACAUAUUAUGGCAGAAAAAGACUGUUUUUGCAGAGAUCUGAAUUAAAUAUUUCACUAUUUGGGUACUCUUGGAUAUAAAAAUCAAGACUACAUAAAGCAUAUGAAGAUCUAAAGGAAUAAAAAUAGAUUUAUCGUGAACAAAAAAAGAAUUUCUAUUAGUAAAUUUAGAACAAACUAUUGAAGCAGAAAAACUGACGUUAACGAUUAAGUUAUAAAUUGGUUACAAAACCUCGAAAAUCCUGUGAAAGAAUCGAUGAUUAUGUUUAUGAACACAAUAUUGAAGAAGGUUUGAAAUCUGAGAAAAGAUAAAUGACUGUGAAUGUACGUCUAGUAAUACUCUAUCUUUCUAUCUAUAAGUUUUAAAGGAAUGAAUUCCCAAAGCUACCAAAUCUUUUUACAACUUCUUAAAGCUGCAGGACUAGGUUAUAUUUGGCUCAAGAAGAAUUUCUUGUGUUUGUUAAUAAUGUAGAAGGUUUCCCUUUGUAUAAAAAUGAUGUAACCUACUUCAACAGACUUUAUUAAUAAUGUCACAGUUUUUACUAGAUUUCAACAAUUUGUAAAAUUGUAUAUUCUUGUGUAUUCUAAAAUAUCACGAAAACAAAAGUAUAUAAAUCAAUAGUUAAACCCAUAUUUACACAGAAAAAAUUGACAAAACAAGAUGCAAAGUAAUAAGAGAAGAAUUGAGAAUAGUGCCCAUAACAACUUAAGAAAAACAAUAAUUGAGGUGACUUAACAAGGGUGACAUCAACAGGGAGUAAAAAAGACAUGGCGAGAAAGAUCAGUACAAAACAAAAGAGACGGAGACUAAAACAUUAGGAUGAUACAGUAUCAGUAAAUCCGAGAAGAAGAAUAAGAAGAAGUAAAAAAAAUUGUACAAGGCAAAAUGCAAUGAGAAAAAUGCAUACAAGUGUGAAGUAUUAAUUUUAACAUCUUAUAAGUUUAUCUUGUUCUUCCAUUUGGAUUAAAACUUUUACAUUUAUUAUCUAAGAACUGAGUUUUUGUGGAUUUUACGAUUUUUGCAUAAUACCGUUCGUUAAUUGUUGUAAAUAAUAAAAUGUUUCGUUGUAAAAAUUAGUAAUUAGGUGUAUUUUUAUAAAUCAUCUGUUGAAAUAUAAAAAAAGAAAAUUUGAAAAAAAUUAUUUGCUGGGCAUUCGACCUGCCAUUUAAACUUUCUCAGGCAGCUAAGUAAUUUAUUGUGCACAUUGGUAGUAAUUGAAUAAAAUUUUUUUAUGAUCACCAAAAAGAGUAUUCAGCUCUUAAUCUACUGCCUCCUAAAUUGUCUCUUAAUAUUAAAAAAAUUCCGAGUAUAGGACGCCAUUUAUACACUAAAAAGAUAGUUUUAUCUAUAAAUAAACAUGCUAAGAAAGUAUGUAUAGUGAUUCUAAGAUAUAUGUUUACCACAAUGUAUUUUUAUGAGCUUCAGAACACAAUUUUAGGUAUUAGUUAAGCUAUAAUCUGUUUCUACUGAAAAACAAUUAUGUUCAAAAUUAUAAUUCUUGCUUAACCUCACUUAAGUUUUGUAUAUUUUGAGGUUAUGUGCUGAUUUGUAUCUCAUAUGAGUUGCCUAAUUUGUACCGGUCCAAAGUCAAUUUUUAUUAGACAUUCAACUUUUCUAAAGGUCGAAUUUUAUAACUAGCAGAAUGCUUUUACCGCUUAAUAAUUUAUGAUAUCCAGCCAUCGAAGUUGAAGACAUCUGAAAUAAUUAAAAAUUAAUAGAGUAGCGACAAAAUGUGGUUCUCCCAUAUUCUCGCAUAUUUCUUCUGUGCAAUUUGAGGCGACUUCUUUGACUAGCUAUGGGAGUUUCAAUAGAGAGAAUCUUGAUGGAUUUUUUCAGGUGUUCCAAAUAUUUGUUGACAAAACUAAUUUAGAUGAUACCGAAUCUUUAAUACAUUCCUAUGAUUUAGAAGAAAAUUCAAAAGAUUCUUGACAAAAAAAAAUACCAGAAGGUAGCUUUAUCCAAUGAAGAAACAGACCUUAAAAGAACAAUCAUUGAUGUUACUGUAGGGCUGGACAGUAUGUUGCGACGACAAUAAUUAUAUUCAAGAAGAAAAUAAUAAUCUCAGAACUUCGCAUGGGUACUUCACUUAGUGGUUUGAUGGGGGUUUUAGUUACGAAAUUAAAAAUGGAGUACUAUUAGUUGUAAAUGGCUAUCCAAAUCGCUUCACAAACCUCAGAGCCGUGAAGUUUGCCAAAAAACUGAAGUGAUGAUGCUACAGUUUUUUGGAUACCUAUAUUAUACAUUGGAUGCGGCCUCUUGACAUGGCACUUCCAGGUAUAUUACAAUUUUGAGGUGCCGAAAUGUGGAUGACCAAAUACUUAAACCUAAUUGCUAACUAAUUUCAUAUCGUACAAAUUCCUGUCGGAAUUUUUCACCAGUGCAGACCUUCUCAAAUAGUUGAAAAGGCGUCGGUUGAGUAUGUUUUCCUAGGAAGCGCUCACCCUGCUUACCGUAAAAAGUGUCGGAAAGAAACGAAAAACUAAAUGAGGUCAAAAAUCACACCACGUGACAGUGUGGGGUUAGUGUGAAUAUCACCAAUUGUUGAAGAAAGUCCAAUUUAAUCUUAAGUGUUGAUAUCGAUGAUAUAAAAUGAGGAAUUGGAAGUUAUAAAAUCUGCUGUAGAGAAAUCUAAACUAUCAUCAAUGGUAAUUGACAUUGGCUCAUAUUCACAUUUACCAUCUACAUUCGAAAAGCAUAAUCUUUUAUUGAAAUGUCUGUCAUUGAAAAUGAUGUGUACUGUCGAAUAAGUGAUGUAUGGUUAAAGAUAAUGUAAAAACUAUUAUCACGAAUGUUUUCCGGUAGUACUCUUAGAUUUAUGAUAUUAGUGCCUGAAAUGUGUGAGACAAUAAGUUUUUGUUCUAAUAGAUUUGAUGUUGGUUUUUGAAACAGUGGAAUAUAAUUUAUUGGCUUAUUAUUUUUGUUUUGAAUCAAAAUUAGAAAACCAAAUACUUCGAUUAGAAAAUACAUUGCUUGAAUUAGCAAAGGUUAAAAAUAAAAAGCAGUAUUAUCCAUUCUAAGAGGAUGCAUAAAUAUAAGAAUCAACUGAAAUUGAAAACACUCAGGCUGUUUCGUUUUGAAAGCAGUUUUUGAAAAGUGAAACAAUAUAAUUUAAAUAUUAACAAAAACUGUAAUAAUCGUAGGAGAGUGACACGUAGAAGUAUAGAUUUUUCAGAAAACUUUAUUGAAAUGAUACAAAACAGUCUAAAUAGGACACAAAGAAGUACAAAUCAUAAUAACGAAAAUUGAAUUGGUAGUUUCCUUUUUUUGUUAUUUAGAUAUCUAAGUUUCAUUCAUGAUUAUAUCAUAUGAAAAACGCUAUAAAUUCAUUAUAUAUCAAAUGAUAUAGAAUUGUACAAGAUUUUAAAUAAAAGUAAGCUUCAACUGAAUCAAUUCAAAGUUUGAGCAUGAACUGUAGAAAGAAAAUUCAUUGUAGUAGCCAGAUGAUUACCUAUUCCCAUUGUUUUUGAAUAAUUACGAGGGCCGUUUUUUUCCAACCUCCGAUCGCUUCGUGCAGACACUACGCGGCCAGAAGAAAGCGGGCGUGCGCUAUAGGCGACUGUGAAGCUCUCGCACUACACACUCCGUCAUUGUUGACAUUCAGGCGUCAGUCGGCGUUGUGCUUCAGGCACCUAAACAAACGCACCUUGAAGCCCCAUUGAUGUGGCUAAUCACCACAAAUUUGCCAACUAAAUUGGUUAUACAUAAUUGUAUCAAAAACUUUUCAUAUUUGCAUGAGAUUUUUUCAUCGAAGCUGAAGAAGUUACUAGCAUAGAUGGUUUCUUGGUUUUAUUCCGGAGUAUUUUUAUGUAUUUCUCUUUUUUGAAUAUGUUUGUGUGCUCUUUAGACAGAAGUUACAGUCGAUUUCAUAGUUCCCGUUAAACCAAACAGUAAAUGGCGUAGAGACUCUGUUGCCUUUUAUUUACUGAACAAGUGUUACAUUACAUAAUAUCUUUGAGGAACCAAACUUAUAUCUUAAACACAAACUUAUAAGAAAGCUACUAUAAGAGCUACUAUAAGAAGAAAUGAAUUCUCAGUAUGAUAAUAAAAUAUUCGUCAGUAACUUCAAUUUCAUAUUAAGAAUUAUUGUUCACUUUUUUGUUUGAUAAAUUAUAAAACGCUUUCCUAAUUAUUGGAAACUGUAAAUCGGAUAAUAAGCGUGUUCAUCAGGAAUGAACCCAUAAGCGCGGGCCAAAAUGUCUACCGGGGUGGAGAUUCUAUGUUAGGGACACACGAAUUUGUUUUGAGUGGAGUUAAAACAAUUUUUUGAUGAAAACACUACAAGUGACAUUUUAAACAUUAGGUCAAAGUUAAUAAUAGAUAAUAAUAAUAAUAAAUUGUCUUACUUACUUACAUGCAAAAAAUUUGUGCCCUGUAUAAUAUGUACGUAAUUUUUUAAAAAAGUUAAUAUACUUGCCAUUUUAUUAUAUUUGCAAAAACAAACAUUAGAGCUUAAAAAAAUGCAUGCGGGAUUUCUCAACGGGGCGGAUAAAAAAAGGAAAGGGUCGGAGUCGGCCCAUGGGCCGGCUUUUUUGUACUAAAUAUACAUACAUAGGUGUUUCUUAAUUGAUAAAUUCAAUCAAUUUUGUUAAGAAGCUAGCAAAGAAAACGACAAUAUUUGUGCCUUCAUUUUGAAAUAUGUGUGCCUCAGCAAAUGUACAAUAAAGAUUUUCGUUCAUAUUGUAUGAUUUUUUUUAGUGCCUAGAAAGUAUAUUUUUUGAGUUUUUGGUUAGGUAUAUUUAUAUAUUUAUACAUCUCCACAAAUAAAACUUCCAAUAGAAAACGAUAGCCCGGCAAAUAAUGAAAAAAUAUUCACAAGUACCCUUUCUUGACAGAAACAGUAUUUAAAUGGAUUCAAUUCUUGAUAAAUAUGAUUAUAUCUGUGGUGAAUAUUCAGUAUUAUGAGGAACUAUUGUAUAAAAAUAUUUAUUACUCUGUUGUAGAUAUAUGAGCCGAGUAGAUAUUUUGUUUAUACUUGAUGACAAUAAAUAAAAAUUAGAUCGAA
Messenger RNA from Diorhabda carinulata, 11917 nucleotides. RefSeq lists its product as uncharacterized. The record is from RefSeq and is a predicted model, not a curated record. The transcript has 9 exons. Gene Ontology annotation, molecular function: heme binding; heme transmembrane transporter activity. The coding region runs from base 389 to 1708 and encodes 439 amino acids. Gene Ontology annotation, biological process: heme export; transmembrane transport. Gene Ontology annotation, cellular component: membrane. NCBI's taxonomy places the organism in Eukaryota, Metazoa, Arthropoda, Insecta, Coleoptera, Chrysomelidae.